Messenger RNA from Neurospora tetraspora, 1764 nucleotides. RefSeq lists its product as uncharacterized. Gene Ontology annotation, cellular component: endoplasmic reticulum. The coding region runs from base 156 to 1388 and encodes 410 amino acids. NCBI's taxonomy places the organism in Eukaryota, Fungi, Ascomycota, Sordariomycetes, Sordariales, Sordariaceae. The transcript has 3 exons. The record is from RefSeq and is a predicted model, not a curated record.
CAUUCCUGUCAGCCCAGGCUGCUGGGGAAAGCUCCAUCCAACUCCGACUUCCAGUCCAUUGUGUCUCCGCCAGCGACUCUACCAACGUCACUGGAACAAUCCUCAUCCAACAUCACCACGCACCGGCCGCAUCAACCAUUCGGCUGCUCUUCAAGAUGAGGCUCCUCACCAGUAUAACCGUGGCAGCCCUGUCUGGGCUUGCUGCUGCUGCUGCAUCACAGCAGAGCGCCGAUGUCUUCAUCCUCGAUUCCAAGCAACAACAACAAACAUCCCGCGAAGUACCCCGGCUACCAAAAGAAGUCGUUCGCCAUAUCCUUCUCCAAAGGACAUCUAGAGACAACUACGGCAGCGACCUUCGCGACAUCCCUAGCUCUAUCGAUACCGAGGCCGCGAUCAGCUUCCUUGUGAAGUACGGCAAGAGUCCCGCACCUCUUUUCUCCCAGACCGAGACCAGCGACCCAUCACAACUAGUUGUUAUCCUGGAGGGCAUCACUGCCGAGAAUGCUGGGCCUUUGAAGGAAUCACUCGCCAAGUCAAGCCAGCGUGCCGCUUUCGCCAUCUCAGAUCCGCCAUCCAAGGUGGCCAAUGAUCGUCUGAUGUCGCUUUUCCAAAACCUGGGUAUUGCUGCGCCAAAGCAGUGCGACCUGGUCUCUGCCAUCAACCCUGUCAACGGAGACUGCUGGACGGGCUCCUCGUCAGUGGUCAAGUACGAUGUACAGAAGUCGCCCGAGGCCCUUGAUACUCUCGUCGAUAACCUGAGCCGUCUCAACAAGUUCAUCUCCUCCGGCGACCUCGAGGCCCUCCUCGUCCUCAUGCCCGAGUCGAGCCGGUCCUCCAAGCUCAACCAGUGGAGCGUCAAAGCCGCCACCGGCGCCUCCGAUCUCCGCCGCCGCUUCAACUCCGAGACCGUCAUCGCCGACGACUCCGUCCGCGGCGCUGCGAACGCCGCGACCCAGCCUCCCGUCUCCCGCCCGACUAAGAGUCCUCUGCAGACCGCCGCUAAGAAGGCGAUUCCGCAGUGUUUCACCUCCGAGAAGAGCUGCGUGGACCAGACGGGCAACUGCUCCGGCCACGGCCAGUGCGUGAACAAGUGGGGAGGCAAGAACGGUAGUACCGAGGCCGGCGGCGCUAGCUGCUUCGUCUGCAAGUGCCUGGCCACUAUGGACAACCGCCCCGGGGCUCAGGCUAAGGGCGACAAGAGUCUGCACUGGGGUGGUAACAUGUGCCAGAAGGAAGACGUCAGCAUGCAGUUCUGGCUUAUUGCCGGGUCUACCAUUGCCCUUAUCGGUGCCAUCACCUUUGCGAUUGGACUGUUGUUCGAAGUGGGAGAGGAGAAGAUGCCCGGUGUUUUGGGCGCUGGUGUGGUUAGGGGGUCUUCGGCCAAGUAAGAGGUCGAUUGUGAUCGAAGAAAGAGCCAAAAACUCUCGAUCAAGAAGACGAGUAUGAGAGGAUGACAACGUCAAGAAAAGAAACAGAGAGCUAUCGUAUGCUUAUUGGUUAGAUGCGGAGGGCAUGGGGUGUGUGCGUGUGGUGUAAUCAGACAUCCUUAGACUGUUGGCUGGUUGUACCAUUAUUGAUUUUACAUUGUUCAACGGCGUCGGCAUCAUUGGCAGGCAGGCAGGUGGGCAGGGAUGGAUCGAGAUAUGGUUAACGCAAAGUACGAGAUAGGAGAUGGCAUGGUUUCCUUUCGUUUUCCAUGAAGACCUAGUAUAAAACAGACAUUGACAACGGAAUGAAGCUCAGGGGUUAAGCUUGCACAGAAUA